AUGUAUAUCUUCGGAGGAAACAGCUACAGUGGCGAGAGGCUGAACGAACUGGACUUCUACAACCGCCAGGCUAACGAGUGGCAGCAGCUGGUGCCCGGUGGCUCCUUACCUGUCGCCCGGCGGUACCACAGCGCAGUGUGGAGCCCCGAAGCCGACGGGAUGUACCUCUUCGCAGGUUCCAACUUUCUGAACGGCAUUGGGCACAUGAACGAUCUGCACUUCUACGACCGCCAGGCCAAUCGGUGGCAGCAGCUCUUCCCUGUUGGCUCCCCACCAUCCCCGCGGGAGCAUCAUUCCGCGGUGUGGAGUUCGCCGGCCGAUGGCAUGUACGUCUUCGGAGGCUUCAAUGGGAGUAAUUUCUUGAACGAUAUACAUUUCUAUGACCGCAAGGCCAACCAGUGGCAUCAGCUGUUCGCCGAUGGAGUUGCUCCCUCCCCGCGCUACCAACACAGCGCAGCCUGGGAUUCAGAUGGGAUGUACAUCUUCGGUGGCUGGGGCAUAGCUGGCCCAACGAACGAUGUGCAUUUCUACGACCGCCAGGCAAAUGCCUGGCACACCGGGACCCCCUUGGCUUUGGCGCCCAAGCGCCACGGGCACACGGCGGUGUGGAGCCCGUCCGGGAUCUACGUCUUCGGGGGCGAUGCGGAUCUCUACUGCUACAAGGAGGUCGCCAGCUCGAAUCAAACCACCACCUCUGUCACAACGUCCACUGUCUUCACCACUGUUAACCAGGUGAUGUGGUCAGGCAACCUGCAGUUCACCUUGGAUGGCGAUGCUGCAAAACCACAAAUCACCACAGCUGUGCAGAUGGCUCUGGCGACCUGGUUUGGCAUUCCAGAAUCCUCCGUUCAAGUGGCCACAGACCUGAUGACCAGUGGCCGACGCCUUGCCCAGUUGUGGUUAGUGAGUUUUCAGAUCCAAAUGGAUGCAGCUGUGGUGCCAGAUUUCCAGGGCGCAGCGUUGGAGAGCUUCGCCACAGAACUGAAGACACAGCGCAGCCGGCAGAAAAUUCUCUGGUUGGAAGCCGCUGGGCUUCACGUGAACGAUCUCAGCGGAUUGGAGGCACCAAGCUCAGUGUCCAUGGAGCUGGUAGAGGCGGAGAAUCGGUGGCCGUUUCUGACCAUGCCAGGACCAUAUAGGAUUUGCGUCGUCUGUGCGCUGGGCGCCACCGUGGCUUGGUGCUACUGUCGACGUUCAAAGAGGGCUAAGGAGAAGGAGAUCGACGCUGCCGAGCCAUCGGCGGAGCCAUCGGCGGAGCCAUCGGCGGAGCCGGUGCAGCUGGAGAUCGACGACGCUCCGAUCCCUGUGCCGAUCCCAGCUGCACCAGCUGCACCCUGGCAGGUGGAACAGGUGGAACGCUUGCGACUUCCAACGGCAGUGCCGGAGUAUUGGUCGUGCCAAGGAGCUUGGACGGUACCCGUGGACGAGAGCACAUUGGAUGCGCUGCGAGAGAUCUUCGGAGAUGCGUCUAAGCUGGUGGAUUGCGCAUGGCGAAUUGAGAAGGAGGAUCUGUGGAUCCAGUACGCAGAAGAGCGAAACAAAGUGCUGCAGCAGAUGGAACAGCUGCAACGGCAGGAGAUUUUUCUGGAGCAAUGGACAAGUAGAGUGGAAGCCAGGAAGUUGCCUGGAGAGCUCUUCGCCGAAGUUGGCGAGUGCUUUUUGUUUCAGGCCAGUGACGGAGGCCUCGACAUCGUGGAAGAUCAGAAGGCCUUCGGAAAAGGCGUUGAGUACUGCUUCGUGGUCCGCACCACCUGUGGAGCAUGUUUGCAGAUACAAGGCGCGAAUGACAAGGAAGCUUUGGAGGUCUUCGACGAUCAGAUGGGGCCGCGUUGCCUGCGCUGUGUGCCAGGUGCUUCUCCUCCCUUCUCUUUUCACAGCGUGGUGAGCAAAGAGAGCGGGCUCAGUGAAUUGAAAUCGGGCGAGAUCACCGAGAUCACCGAGAUCGUUUGUCUCGGCGAUGCGAUGCGUCGAUGUUAUCCCGAGUAUCUGGUGGCCUAUCGCCUGCCGAAGGCAGCGCCGGCACGGAUCAGUCUUUGA
Molecule: messenger RNA, 2037 nt
Organism: Cladocopium goreaui
Lineage: Eukaryota; Dinophyceae; Suessiales; Symbiodiniaceae
Source: the annotation of a GenBank genome assembly